Spinacia oleracea (spinach) is the source of this 1362-nucleotide messenger RNA. RefSeq lists its product as uncharacterized. The record is from RefSeq and is a predicted model, not a curated record. Gene Ontology annotation, molecular function: zinc ion binding. The coding region runs from base 1 to 1362 and encodes 453 amino acids. The transcript has 3 exons. Lineage: Eukaryota; Viridiplantae; Streptophyta; Magnoliopsida; Caryophyllales; Amaranthaceae.
AUGAGUUGGGCUAUAAAAUCACUAACUGGGGAGCAUAAACAGUGUGGUAGACUAGAGGUGAACCCCAUAGUGACCACCAAAUGGUUAGUGAAGAAGUUGUUGCCAGAGAUUGAAGCAAACCUAGAUGUUCCUGUAGAAACAUUGCAGAAUGUGACUCAAAAAAUGUUUAGGCUACAAGUUAACAAGAGGCUAUUCUACAAGGUUAAGGCAGUGGCUAAGGAGAUUAUCCAUGGGAGUUUUAGUGAGUCAUAUGCCCUUCUACCUAGGUAUGCAGAGAUGAUCAAAGAGACUAAUCCUGGUAGUUAUGCAUUGAUCACAUGGCAUAAUGAUGGUGGGAAUGUGGACCCAAGGUUUAAGGCUUGCUUCUUCUCAUUUGGUGCACAAGUAAGGGGGUUCCUGAAGGGGUGUAGGCCUAUUAUUGGAAUUGAUGGAGCUCACCUUAGUGGGUAUUUCAAGGGGAUUCUGCUGUCAGCCUUGGGGAUUGAUGGCAACAAUGAGAUAUUCUUGCUUGCUUAUGGGGUUGUUGACACUGAAAGCCAAGAGAGCUGGACCUAUUUCAUGAGGAACCUCAGGGCACUGUUUCAGAGAGAAGGCUGCAACAAGGAUGACUGGACAUUCAUCAGUGACAGAAUGAGGGGGGUGGAUUUAGCUGUACAUGAGAACUUCCCUAAGGCCACUAGAAGGUGUUGCAGUCAGCACUUGUACAUGAACUGCAAGAAUAGUGGUUGGAGUGGAGACUUGUUCCACAAACUAUUCUGGAUAGCUGCUAAUGCUUACAACCCCUAUGUGUACAACAAGGCCAUGGAGAAGAUCACUGACUUUGAUCCCAGGGCUACACGGUACUUGGAUACAUGUACUGAGCAGUGGUCCAGACAUCAGUUUGAGCCAGAAGUGUGUUCUAUUAGGGAGUGGUCUAUGCAGAGAAUUGGGGUCAGAUUUGACAAAGCAGCAGACAUGGAGCCUCAAGACUUAACUAAGCAUGCCAAAGUUGAACUGGAGUUGAGAACAGCUGAAUCCAGGUUUUGCUACUCUACUCCAUGUGGUGGUGGGGAGUAUGAGGUGAGGGAAGGCCAUGUGAAAUUCCCAGUCAAGAUUGACAGCAGAACCUGUGGGUGUGGAGUUUGGCAGGUGUCUGGUAUUCCCUGCAAACAUGGUUUGAGGGUCAUUUACAACCAGAGACUAGACCCUCUGGACUUUGUGUCCCAUUUCUUCAAGGGUGUUGCUUAUAAGCUGGCAUAUGCAGAACAUAUGCACCCUAUGCCUGACCCUACUCAGUGGCCUGAGUUCAACCUUCCCACCAUUAACCCUCCUGGAAUUAAGAGGACUGCUGGAAGACCCCCUAAACAAAGAAAGAGGGUGUAA